GGCGUGGGGGUGGCGGCGGCGGCGGCGGCUGCGGCUGAGGCCAAGGAGCCGGUGGCUGUGGUGGACGCAGCGGCACCUCAGCUAGUGACAGGGCUCCGCCGCGCCCCCUUGCUGGUUCCAUGGAGGCGGCAGCGGCGGCGGCGGCGGCGGCGGCAGCGGCGGGUGGGGGCUGUGGCUCCGGGCAGCCACCGCUGCUGCUGAGCGAGGGCGAGCAGCAGUGCUACUCCGAGCUCUUCGCGCGCUGUGCCGGCGCCGCGGGCGGGGGCCCCGGGUCUGGGCCUCCCGAGGCCGCCAGAGUCGCCCCCGGCACGGCCACUGCAGCCGCCGGCCCCGUGGCUGACCUGUUUCGGGCGUCGCAGCUGCCAUCCGAGACGCUGCACCAGAUCACAGAACUGUGUGGUGCAAAGCGGGUUGGUUAUUUUGGUGCAACACAGUUUUACAUUGCCCUGAAAUUAAUUGCUGCAGCACAAUCUGGCCUCCCGGUGCGGAUAGAGAGUAUUAAAUGUGAAUUGCCUCUGCCUCGCUUUAUGAUGUCAAAGAAUGAUGGUGAGAUACGAUUUGGGAACCCAGCUGAGCUGCAUGGAACUAAGGUUCAGAUUCCAUAUUUAACUACAGAAAAAAAUUCCUUCAAAAGAAUGGACGAUGAGGAUAAACAGCAGGAAACACAGUCUCCCACGAUGUCACCCCUCGCCUCCCCUCCUUCUUCCCCGCCUCAUUACCAGAGGGUGCCCUUGAGCCAUGGCUACAGCAAACUGCGGAGCAGCGCAGAACAGAUGCAUCCAGCUCCUUAUGAAGCUAGGCAGCCGCUUGUCCAGCCAGAGGGAUCCUCAUCAGGGGGCCCAGGAACCAAGCCCCUUCGGCAUCAGGCUUCCCUUAUCCGGUCCUUUUCAGUGGAGAGAGAACUACAGGAUAACAGCAGUUACCCCGAUGAACCCUGGAGGAUAACAGAAGAACAGCGCGAGUACUAUGUCAAUCAGUUUCGAUCCCUUCAGCCAGACCCAAGCUCUUUCAUUUCAGGUUCUGUGGCCAAGAACUUCUUCACCAAAUCAAAGCUUUCCAUUCCAGAACUCUCCUAUAUAUGGGAGCUUAGUGAUGCUGACUGUGAUGGAGCCCUGACCCUGCCUGAGUUCUGUGCUGCGUUUCAUCUCAUUGUGGCUCGGAAGAACGGCUACCCAUUGCCUGAGGGCCUGCCUCCAACUCUGCAGCCAGAGUACCUGCAGGCGGCUUUUCCUAAGCCCAAGUGGGACUGUCAAUUAUUUGAUUCUUAUUCUGAGUCACUGCCGGCAAAUCAACAACCUCGUGACUUGAAUCGGAUGGAGAAGACAUCUGUUAAAGACAUGGCUGACCUUCCUGUCCUUACCCAGGAUGUGACUAGUGAUGACAAACAAGCUUUGAAAAGUACUAUCAAUGAAGCCUUAUCAAAGGACGUGUCUGAGGAUCCAGCAACUUCCAAGGAUUCCAACAGUCUCAAAGCAAGACCAAGAUCCAGAUCUUACUCUAGCACCUCCAUAGAAGAGGCCAUGAAAAGGGGCGAGGACCCUCCCACCCCGCCACCUCGGCCACAGAAAACCCAUUCCAGAGCCUCCUCCUUGGAUCUGAAUAAAGUCUUCCAGCCCAGUGUGCCAGAUAUACUGAUAAUAACAACUCAUUCCAUGGUUAAGAAACUAUGGUACAUCAUCCUAUGGAACUGUAUGAAGCUGUUAAAAAGAACAGCUACCAAGUCAGGAUUGUUACCCCCACCACCUGCGCUCCCUCCGAGACCUUGUCCAUCACAGUCUGAACAAGUGUCAGAGGCCGAGUUACUCCCACAGCUGAGCAGAGCCCCAUCCCAGGCUGCAGAAAGUAGUCCAGCAAAGAAGGAUGUACCGUAUUCUCAGCCACCAUCAAAGCCCAUUCGUAGGAAAUUCAGACCAGAAAAUCAAGCUACAGAAAACCAAGAGCCUUCCACCGCUGCAAGUGGGCCAGCUUCUGCAGCAACCAUGAAACCGCACCCAACAGUCCAAAAGCAGUCUUCCAAACAGAAGAAGGCCAUUCAGACUGCUAUCCGCAAAAAUAAAGAGGCAAAUGCAGUGCUGGCUCGGCUGAACAGUGAGCUCCAGCAGCAGCUCAAGGAGGUUCAUCAAGAACGAAUUGCAUUGGAAAACCAAUUGGAACAACUUCGUCCAGUCACUGUGUUGUGACCCCCCAUGGUUCAAGUGACAGUGGGUGACCUUGUCUGCCAAGAUCUUUCUUUUGAAUGUUUUGAACCCAACUACUUUUCAUAGAUGUUUGACUGUGUGAAAAGCUGUGAGCAGCAAAAUAUAAUCCAUAUGACCUUUUCUCUUGCACUUCACUUGUAUGUUUUACUGUGGUGGAAAAAAUACUUCAACUGAUUAUCACACUUGAAAUGGUAAUUAUCAGUGGAAUUUGUCUCCUAUUCUUAAGUACUUCUGCAAGGUAUUAGAUGCUGCUCCUUACCAAAAAUCAGUCUUCUAGCAAAUAAAAAUAACUUAGAGCAUUAUUUAUUUAAAGAAUUUAUGUUUUCUAUAAAACCUUAUAACCAAGUACCUUCAGGAUGCUUGUAACCAAGUACUUUCAGGAUGCUUUUUGUAUGUAUAUCCCAUACAGUAGGUUGGUUUCCUGAGUAAUUGGGAAUUCCAACUAGAUAGUCAUUGGUGUGACCAUAAUAAAAACAACAAUAAAAGCA
Messenger RNA from Rhinopithecus roxellana (golden snub-nosed monkey), 2686 nucleotides. It is a transcript of the gene REPS2, whose product is annotated as RALBP1 associated Eps domain containing 2. Gene Ontology annotation, molecular function: calcium ion binding; protein binding. NCBI's taxonomy places the organism in Eukaryota, Metazoa, Chordata, Mammalia, Primates, Cercopithecidae. Gene Ontology annotation, biological process: endocytosis; endosomal transport. Gene Ontology annotation, cellular component: plasma membrane; cytoplasm. The record is from RefSeq and is a predicted model, not a curated record. The coding region runs from base 120 to 2180 and encodes 686 amino acids. The transcript has 19 exons.